Molecule: messenger RNA, 1178 nt
Organism: Pseudovirgaria hyperparasitica
Lineage: Eukaryota; Fungi; Ascomycota; Dothideomycetes; Acrospermales; Acrospermaceae
Product: putative mitochondrial acetolactate synthase small subunit
Exons: 2
Coding region: 75-1067 (330 amino acids)
Biological process (GO): branched-chain amino acid biosynthetic process
Cellular component (GO): acetolactate synthase complex; mitochondrial nucleoid
Molecular function (GO): acetolactate synthase regulator activity
Source: RefSeq, a predicted model, not a curated record
GUUCUCGGCUUUUUGCUCUCGACUCAACAGAUAGUAGCUCGAUCUCUGUGGUCAGCGCUGUACACACAUCCACGAUGGCAACUCGGCGAGCUAUACUGGCUCUGCCUAACAGUAGACAACUACUGCGACCCUCUACAAAUACCAAUUCUCUUACUUGUCUUCAGUCACAGCAGGUGCGAAACUCGUCAAACUCCUCAACACAAGCCCUUGCAUACAAAUCCCUUCACCGCCGAACCGCACCUCUACCCACCCAAGAUACACCAUCGUCAUGGUCGGCUCCUGCUGCUGUUUCUUCGAUUCUCUACGAGACCCCGUUGCCUUCGUCAGCUCCUCCGAAACGACAUGUGCUCAACUGUCUCGUGCAAAAUGAGCCCGGUGUGCUUUCUCGUGUUUCUGGCAUUCUUGCUGCGCGCGGCUUCAACAUCGACUCGCUGGUUGUUUGCAACACUGAGGUUGAGGAUCUCUCUCGAAUGACAAUUGUACUUCAGGGACAAGAUGGCGUCGUUGAACAGGCGCGCCGUCAACUAGAAGAUCUUGUCCCAGUCUGGGCUGUCCUGGACUAUACAGCUGCUCCGCUCGUUCAGCGUGAGUUGCUCUUGGCCAAGGUAUCGAUUCUCGGUCCGGAAUAUUUCGAAGAAUUAUUGGCUCAUCAUCGAGAGAUGGUGACCGAUAAUGGACCGGAGGAGCUGGAAGCCGAUGCAGAAUCCGCUUCGCAGCUGGGGAAUGCACAUAGUCUUGCCCAGUCAGAACGCGACUUUCAUCCGAGCAAGCUAGCCGUGAGCGAAGCUCUGAGACACAAGCAUGAGCAUUUAGAAGCAAUCACUCACCUGACUCACCAAUUUGGUGGAAAGGUGUUGGACAUCAGCAAUAACAACUGUAUUGUCGAAGUUUCGGCAAAACCCAGCAGAAUCGAGAGUUUCAUGAAGCUGGUUGCUCCGUUUGGCAUUUUGGAAAGUGCUAGGACUGGUCUGAUGGCUCUCCCACGUUCACCUUUGUACGGAUCUGAAGAGAUUGAUGAGAAGGAUGCUCAGGAUAUUGUUGAUGCAAGCACGCUUCCUCCAGGCUGAGGGAAGCUUCCCACAGUCACUCUGCGUUGGUUAAUAGGAUGGGCGUAGCAACACUGCUGAAAUAGUAAUGAUGUCCAUUAAGUCAAAUAAAAACUCAUUGGAGAUUCCGGG